Messenger RNA from Peronospora matthiolae, 699 nucleotides. Lineage: Eukaryota; Oomycota; Peronosporomycetes; Peronosporales; Peronosporaceae. The record is from the annotation of a GenBank genome assembly.
AUGAUGCAAACAGCGACGCGGUCGUGGGAAGAGCUGCGGAGCAGCGCGCGGGCGGCGGAGCGCACGCUGGAAGACAAAAUUGCGGCUUAUACGGCCGCUAGUAGAGAGCAGGCACGCGGUGUAGCGGUGGUAUAUGAUGAAGAAAACCCUAUUGAAGAGACGAUGGACGAGAGAGAACUGGCAGUCGCUAUUGAAAGUGCACUAGCUUCGCUAUCGGAUACGAUCGAUGAGAUGAAUGCAGUCGUGAACACGACGUCUUUGAAAGUGCAGGAAGCUGUGCUGCAGCGCUACCGUGAGCUCUAUUUUGACUUCAACACGGAAUUCCGUCGCUCUAUGAGUACAUUGCAGGAGAAACGUGAUGCUCAGAAGCUGUUUGGCAAUCGGUCCCACAAUGGCCAUUUGGACGACAUGGAAAUGGACUCGCUGCUUAAUGAGCGCCGUGCCGUCGACUCGUCGCGCUCUAUGACUAGCAGCAUCAUUGAGCAAGCAAUGGCGACUAGGAACGCGCUUGCUAACCAACGCCGGCAAUUCACGUCGUCGCACGGCAAAGUAGCAACGCUGGGCAGUUCAUUUGCUGGCAUCAACACGCUUGUGGAGCAGAUCCGACGCAAGAAGAUGCGCAAUAAUACCGUUCUCGCACUGGUGGUUGCCGCCUGUGUCUGCUUCACGCUCUGGUGGGUCGUGUUAUCGAAACUGUAA